GUGAAGCACCCGCCGGUCCGGAAGGAGCUGACGAUAAUUAGGGCCGCGGCAGCCAUCGCGCUUUGCAGUUUGGUGUCCGAGGGAGUAAGGCCAACGCUAAGAAAGGAAUUGCGUUCUCUCCAAUCGCAGAUCCUAUAAGAUUUGGAUAUGUCCUUCAUAUUUGACUGGAUUUACAGUGGUUUCAGCAGUGUGCUACAGUUUUUAGGAUUAUAUAAGAAAACUGGUAAACUGGUAUUUCUUGGAUUGGAUAAUGCAGGAAAAACAACAUUACUACACAUGUUAAAAGAUGACAGACUUGGACAACAUGUCCCGACGCUACAUCCCACUUCAGAAGAACUAACCAUUGCUGGCAUGACGUUUACAACUUUUGAUCUGGGUGGGCAUGUUCAAGCUCGAAGAGUGUGGAAAAACUACCUUCCUGCUAUCAAUGGCAUUGUAUUUCUGGUGGAUUGUGCAGACCAUGAAAGGCUGUUAGAAUCAAAAGAAGAACUUGAUUCCCUAAUGACAGAUGAAACUAUUGCUAAUGUGCCUAUACUGAUUCUUGGGAAUAAAAUCGACAGACCUGAAGCCAUCAGUGAAGAGAGAUUAAGAGAGAUGUUUGGUUUAUAUGGUCAGACAACAGGAAAGGGCAGUGUCUCUCUGAAAGAACUGAAUGCCCGGCCCUUAGAAGUUUUCAUGUGCAGUGUGCUCAAAAGACAAGGCUACGGAGAAGGCUUCCGCUGGAUGGCACAGUACAUUGAUUAACAGCAGUCGGCAUCAGUUCCAGGUCUCACUAUUCAGGCCUACUCAGAGAUUUGAUCACUCAACAUGCAUAACUUGAAUUCAAUAGACUUUUGUUGGUUAGAAAACAGAUGUUUUUUAGAUUAUUAAUAUUCUAUCAACUUAAUUUGAGUGAGAAUUGAAAACUGAUACAAGUAAGUUUGAAUAUCACAAUGUUAGCUUUCUAAUUCCAUAAAAAUAGUUUUUACAGUUUAUAAUCUGACAUUACCCUCAGCACCAUUUAUAAAGAGCAACUUUCCAGAGUACAUUUGAAGCACUUUUUAACAUGAAACUACAAAUAUAAACCAUAUUUAAAAGCUCAUGAUGUUAAAUUUUUUAUGUACUUUUUUGGAACUAGUUUUUAAAUUUUAGAUUAUAUGUCCACCUAUCUUAAGUGAACAGUUAACAAUUAGCUUACUGAUUGCAUGAUGCCUUAAAAUUUUCAGUAUUUUUUCUUAUGCAAACGUCAUGCAAUAAAACAAACUCUAAUGUUUGGCAUUCUUGUUGGGCAAAUGUUUCAUUGUAAUGUGUCUUAUCUAGUUAGUAUGCUCUGAAAUUUGGCCUGUUUCAUAUUAUACAUAUGAGGGGGUUGCUGGGAAAGGAGAUUGCUUCAGAAUAUUAGAAUAAUGUUUAAGUCCCAAGAGGCUUUGCAUUUACCAGGAGACAGUUGUUUGAUUAUACCUUAUACCACAUUAAUCUCUGAAUCGUACGUAUUUUCAUCAGUAACACUACCAUUACCAGUGCUGAUGGGGUCUGUGUCCUGGUCCCUGUCAGAUCGGCCUUCUGAGGAAAACCACGCCUUCUGGUACAACACAAGGUUCAUUUUUGGUUUGAUAGGCCCAUUCCAGUUGUCUGGUUCUGAAGUGCUCCAGUCUUAUUGGCGCGUAGUUUGGUAAUCUGUGCCUCUUCCCCACGAGUAGUGACAGGCACCAGUCCCCCACAGAUAGAGGUACUCCCCAGUCUCUUCAUACUUAAUGGUACUCAACCAGGGCAAGUGACAGGUGGGAUCUUGUGCGCAGUUUCAUCACAGAGGCCUGCAUCUGAGGAAAAAGAAAGGCUGUUCUGCUUCAGUUGUCACUGAGAUAUGUGGGGAUUUUGCUCCUAUCCCAUGGCUCUUUUGCAUUCUUUACCAUAUUUGAUUUCUUGGUGGGAAGAAAAUGAAUUCAUGUAUUUUUCUUUUUUUCUCAGUUACUCUCAACUAGCUCUUACUUUAUAGCACAGACGCUUUUGUUUUUGGAUAUAAUGCUUACCAUGUGAUAGUGUCUACAAGCCUCACUGACAGACUUUCUAAUAAGAUUUUAGUUAGCUUUUUAAAGCAUUUUAAUUUCCUAAGAAAAUUGGGUUCUUUUUUUCCCUGAGAUUUCCAUAAUUAGAUGAAAAACAAGUGCCAAAUAUUUAUUUUUAAAGACUCUCAAGUUUAAGAUUCCUCCCUUGGUUAUAAACCAAGGUUUUAUAGUAUUUAACUAAUUCCAUUGAGAAUAAAUUGCUCUAAUUCCAUCAAAAAUAAUUUUAAUAUCAAAAUUAGUGUUUUCUCUAGCGGUUGCCCAAAUCAGUCCUUUCUGUCAUCAGUAAUAUAACAUGAGGCAAAUAAGGAUUGAGGGAUGUACCUGGAAGGAAUUACUAGUUAGCUAAAUCAACAAGGUUUUUUCACCGUAACAUUUGGUUUUAGGAAUGUAGCUAUUCUGUUCCACUUUCAGCUUCCUUCUACAUGAAAAUAAAGAAGCCCCCUCCCUGCCUAGAACAUCAGUAGCACUAUGGGUAAAGUAGGAAAUGACAUUUCAGCCUCUUGUUCUAUUCUGCCAGGUAUGUUUAAAGUACUCACUUUAAUGUCCUGACUGAACAGAAUGAAGCCUUAUUAAAAGUAACUGCCUCUCGCUGAUGGUAUCUGUUCUCAGUAUUUACAGGGACAUGCCUUUCUUCAAGUAUUUCCUAGUAUCUAUUGUGAUACUUGAGAAGUUAAUUGUUUGUGUUAUAAAUUGGUGUACAGGAAAAAGCUUUCUGGUUUCUCUAGAGGGGAUUUGCUUCCUGGUACGAAAUGUCUUGCUCCAGAACGCUCACUCUAGGUCUGUCACUGGGAUCAAAGAAACAGAGUCACUUUCUGGACCACAGUUAAACUGUGGAUAUUUUCCCAGUCAUGUGAGAGUCUUAGGGCCUGAACCUCUGGAAAUAAAGCUGCACGUAGCAGCAGCGAGCUUUCCGCCAGCUCCCGGGAAGUGGGACUGACAGUCCCCCAUCCAGCUCUGAGAGCGCCUCAAGCACACACCAGGAUCCCUGGUUCUUUCAGGAAAGUAAGUUAAGAGAAGGGCAAGAAGCAGUAGAAGCAUAUAUUCUCUCUACGUGCCUGUGCAGGUGUGUGCAUUUGUGGAGUAUUUUUCAGGUAAAUGCUAGUCUGGGGGACAUGGGUUAAUUUUGUACCUCCCACUGCAAAUGGUGAACAUGUAAUUAACACUAUUGUAUUACAAGACUGGAGUUCAUAUAAAGCAGGAAGUGUUCAAAAUAUAUUUUAGAAUCUUAAGUCCAAAACUCUAAAAAUAUUAGACCUCAGCUGGCUUUUCUAUUUUUAAAGAGACUCUUAACCCCACACCUGUUUCAGUGACUGCUGGUAUACUUUUGAGUAACUGGUUACAUGGAUGGAUUCCAGUUUAUCUCGGUGAAUUUUUAGAAUUGGGAUUACAGCAUUUUAAAAUUGUGGCACAGACAUUUCCUAAAGCAGAGGGAAAAAAUAUUCUGCACCAUUGGCUUAGUUGACCCAGCAUCUCUGAGUGCCAAAGAAGUAUGAAUUUAGAUGUUGCCUGCAUAGAUCUAAAUUUUAGUUUUGUGUGCCUGUGUAUGCAUACCAAUAUACUGUGGUUUACAACUGAUACACAGAACAUUGUUUCUUUUCCUUCAUUUUCAGCUGGCUCACACUUCUCUACAGUGCUCAUAAACUACUUGUAAAUCAUUAAAAUAGGGUAAUAGCUGUGAUAAUAGUGUUUCUUGCCUUCUGCAAAAUGAUUUGAUUAACCACAUUCAAUUCCAGCAUUUUGGAAAGUUCCGUCAUUAAAAACAGUAUACUUCUACUUGACAUGAUUUAAGAGUUUCAGGAGAUAGGUGUACAUUUUCUGAAACUGUAUAUUAUAUGUGACUCAAUGUGGAAUUUCAGUCUUGUUAGUUAACAUGACUGAAGUUUGCAAGGACUUAUUGCCAAAUAAAUUUUGACCAGAAUAUAAUGAAAGUAGCUAACAUAAAGGGAAGUCAUUCAGAUUAGCUCAUGUUGAUUUUAUUUAGAAUAUAUUGUUUGGAUCAUUUUAAACAUGUAAAACAUUCAAAAAAUCUCCAAGAAAGCAUUAAAAAAUAGAGAUUAGCAAAUAUAAACUUAUUGAUGAAAAAUUAAUAGGGAAUUAAAGGUUUUUUCUAUAAACCUUUAAUUUUUUAUUUAAUUUUUUUUUUUUUUUUUGCUAUAAAUUGAAGAGUGCAGAAAACUGUAUCUUCAAUUAACUAAAUUCUCAAAGCUACAUAUUGAUGCUUCUGGUCACUUUAGUCACUGUGCUUCUUUUGAAAUGCAAAUUAGUGCUUUAUAACCAAAAAAAGAAAGAAAGAGAAAAAGAAAGAGAGAAAGAAAGAAAAAGAAAGAGAGAAAGAAAGAGAGAAAGAAAGAGAGAAAGAAAGAAAGAAAGAGAAAGAAAGAAAGAAAGAAAGAAAGAAAGAAAGAAAGAAAGAAAGAAAGAAAGA
Molecule: messenger RNA, 4470 nt
Organism: Camelus dromedarius (Arabian camel)
Lineage: Eukaryota; Metazoa; Chordata; Mammalia; Artiodactyla; Camelidae
Gene: SAR1B
Product: secretion associated Ras related GTPase 1B
Exons: 7
Coding region: 148-744 (198 amino acids)
Biological process (GO): endoplasmic reticulum to Golgi vesicle-mediated transport; intracellular protein transport; membrane organization
Cellular component (GO): endoplasmic reticulum exit site; COPII vesicle coat
Molecular function (GO): GTPase activity; GTP binding
Source: RefSeq, a predicted model, not a curated record